GAACACCCUUUGUUUCUGUCCCAAACAGCUGAUCGACCAACACAAAAAACGGCAGAACAAAAAAUUAUUAAAUGCACGUUAUUGGAAGGGGAAAAGGCUAUAUUUGCCAAAUUUUGCCCAAAAAACGGAAAGAUUUGGUAUCCACACAUGUGGUUCACUAUCUGGGAUGUUUCACUCGAACAACCACUAUUUUUCACAACAAAAAUACUGGAUAUCUACAAAGUUUUUGGAUCGCAAAAAAAACCACGUCUGCCUCACACGAUUUUUCGGGCAUAAGGAAUACGUUAUUGAUAUAUUUGAGAAAUCUCUUCCAAUGUCAACGUAUAGCUUGGGAUUUAUGAUAACGCAAGAAAAUACAUUUAUCAAUUGUAAACGAGAACUAAAUGAUACAAUGCCAAGCAUAUAUUUAAGGACUUAUAGCGAUGUACCAGAUAUGAAACAGAUCUGCGAAAACAUAUGCAAGAUUUAUAAAAGUAUCGCGGUAUAUUUCAAUAUUUCGCUACCCGUGGAAAAUUUGUAUAUAGUAACUUUACCCGAAGUGUCAACAGUACGGCCGCUAAGCAGUUGGGGAAUAUUAAUUUUAAGUGAGAAUGACCUGAUGCAAAUUGGGAAUUUUACCUUGAUUCAGGAGUUAGUUUACCAAUGGGUUGGAGUUUGGAAAACACCUUAUUGGUGGAGCGAAAUACAAAUUAACAAAGCCAUUGUAAACUUUGUUGCAGUUGAUAUCGCAUUAGAGUGUUCCCUUGCAAGUUCCUUAAUAAUGAUUUACCCUGGGUAUGAUUUUGAAGGAGGAUAUCCAGUGACAUUGCUAUAUUCUUUAUAUAAUGAGCUAAGUAAGCGUUAUCCACACUCACGCAUUACAGUAAUGAAACAGGAAUCUGUGUCUUUCAAAGCAGAGCUUGUACUUCGGAUGCUUAAUUAUACAUUAAGUAAGAGCACACUAAAAUUUGGAAUUCGUAAAAUGGUUAGCUAUCAAACAAAUAAUGUUUUUUCUGCGAAAAUCAUUUGGGAAGCUAUUAAUAAUCAGGCUAACGAAGAAGGCAAUAUAAAUCCAUUAUACAGCAUUUCUGAAAUAGCUGAUUCCUGGAUUUCUACAGAUCGCCUGCCAGUAGUUUCAUUACAACGCAAUUAUACAUCAAACGCAGCUAAAAUUUACCAAAAAAUGUUUCUACGGGAACGCCCUCAUGAUGUCCAAGAUCAUGAUAAAAUAAUUUGGUGGAUCCCCAUAGUUUUAGUUGAACAAAACAGAUUAGACUUCUCAAACACAACACCAUAUCUCUGGUUGGAAAAAACAACGGAAACAAAACUAACGAAUCUGUCAAAUCGUAAUUCCUUCAUCAUAAUAAAUCCGGAAGAGAUAGCACCAUUUAUAGUAAAUUACGAUCAACAAAAUUGGAACAUGAUUUCAAAUUAUUUAAAAAAUGAAACACAUUUGGAGAAAAUACCAGCGUUAACACGCGCAAAAUUUAUUCAUGAUGCCUGGAACUUAGCAUAUGCAGGUGAUUUAAACUUCAGUAUUGCACUCGAUGUGACACUUUUUCUUCAAUUUGAGCGCAAUCAUAUUGUUUGGAAUCCAGUAUUUACACUAAUAGAUCAGAUCGGUAGACGCAUAGAGAUUUCUAGAGUACAUCAUAAAUUUCAGAAAUACGUCAUUUAUCUCUUAUCACCUCUCUACGAAGAGCUCACCAGUGAAGGGGACAAUUCAAGCCAUUGGAAAAUUAAAUUAAGAAAAUUAGCAAGGGAGUUUCUUUGCAAAGGUGGAUAUGAGCCGUGUAUUGAAGAAGCUCGAUAUACUUUUCAGAAUUUGAUGGAUCAAAACAUUAUAGAUUUCGGAAUACGAAUUGAAAAUCUGCAUAUUUGUCCAAUUUUAAGAUGGGGUACAAUGAAAGAGUGGAUACUCAUACUAAAUUAUGUGAUAAAUUUCCCCGAAAAUGGAAUAAAGAGUGAAAGAACAUUUCUACUGAAAUCAUUAGUUGGAUGUCCGUUGCAAGAAAAUAAAAUUCAUCACUUACUAAAUUUGACGCUAUUACAAAAUAACUCAGUAUUCUCUAGCGGGGAUUUAUUUAUAAUUAUUAGAACAUUAGCCAAGGAACCUGUUGGAUAUAAAACUCUCUUUGAGGUUCUGUCGAAUAAUUUUAUGGAAAUAAAAGUUCGUUUUCAAAAUGAAACCAAUCUAUGGGACACUAUAAUAAGUUCGGCUACUGGAAUGUUUAUAACUCAGCAAGGGUAUGACAAGGUUACACAACUAUAUAGAACAUUCAGAGGAUUAUUUAAUAGUGCAGAUCAUAUUAUUCAAAGAUCUAUAAGAAAUAUCAAGGAAGAAGUUAAAUGGAGUAAUGAAGCUAUUCCAGACCUUGAGAAAUGGCUUGAUAAUUAUUUUAACAAAACACUUCAAUAAAUUUUGCACUUAACAAAAAAUAAAUGAUUAAACAUUGAAAAUA
This is a messenger RNA of Bactrocera neohumeralis, 2441 nucleotides long. RefSeq names its product aminopeptidase N. The transcript has 11 exons. Gene Ontology annotation, biological process: peptide catabolic process; proteolysis. Gene Ontology annotation, cellular component: cytoplasm. Gene Ontology annotation, molecular function: metalloaminopeptidase activity; zinc ion binding; peptide binding. Bases 167 to 2398 code for a protein of 743 amino acids. Lineage: Eukaryota; Metazoa; Arthropoda; Insecta; Diptera; Tephritidae. The record is from RefSeq and is a predicted model, not a curated record.